AUGGCUCUGCGGCCGCCAGGUGAAGCCGGCCCCCAGGACAGGAUGUGCUUCCCCCCCGAGAGGCUCCAGAGCAGCCCCCAACACUUGACCCCCUACUACACGCCUUUCCCAUCCUACGGGCCCUACGGGAGCAACCUGAUGGCCGCCGAGGAGGAUUUCCAGUCUUUCCUGCAGCUGGAGGCCUCGGUGCCUGCGUCGCCGGCCAUGCCCCCUUUCGCCUUCGGGACCGCGCCUCCCUUCCUGAGCCCUGGCCUGGCCCUGCAGAGGGAGCCCCUCUACGAUCUGCCCUGGCAUGGCAAGCUGCCACCGUGGUACCCAUUUCCCUACUUCCCCAAGGAGCUGCAACCAUUCCCGAACGGUGGCCGCGAGGACAGCCGUGAGGAUCCUGGCGCCACCGGUAAAGACUUGGCCUACGCUGGUAGUCGAAGUGACAGCGGCCACUAUUAUGAACCUGAAAUUUUCAAUCCGCCGCCCCCUGUGGAUACGUCCCUCUUACCCGAGGGGCCGAAGACCUCCCAGUUAUUACCGUGCCUCCCCAGCCAGCAGUCUGAGGGUGGCCCCAAACUCCCGAACGAGGAGAGGACGUCUCAUCGUUACCACUUCACCCAGGAGGACCUGCAUCUAGUUCUGUACGGGGUCCUUCCCAGCCAAGAGCGCUCGACGGCCCUGCACCAUGCGGCUUCAGGCCUCCUGGUCCCCACAGACAACUCUGGAUCUAAUUCUCUCCCUCCAACUCUGGAUCAAAACUCCCUUCAGCUACCAGAAGGUCUCUGCUUCCGGCAGAUGCUGUUUGGCGAAGUCCCGCAUUUUGGUGUCUUCUGCUGCAGCCUCAUUGCCAAAGGAGUCAGGUUUGGGCCCUUUCAAGGUAAAGUGGUCAACGCCAGUGAAGUAAAGGCCUACGGGGACAAUUCUCUGAUGUGGGAGAUCUUUGAAGAUGGUUAUUUGAGCCACUUUAUAGAUGGUAAAGGAGGUGCAGGAAACUGGAUGGCCUACGUCAACUGUGCCCGUUUCCCCAAAGAGCAGAACCUAGUUGCAGUGCAAUGUCAAGGGCAAAUAUUUUACGAGAGCUGCAAGGAGAUCUACCAGAACCAAGAGCUCCUUGUGUGGUAUGGAGACUGCUAUGAAAAGUUUCUGGACAUCCCUGUGAGCCUUCAGGUGACAGAGCAGGGGAAGCGGGCGUCUGGGCUCUCUGAAGAGUCUGCAGAAGGUUACAGAUGUGAACGAUGUGGGAAAGUAUUUACCUACAGAUACUACAGAGACAAGCAUCUCAAGUACACCCCCUGCGUGGACAAGGGCGAUAGGAAAUUUCCCUGCUCUCUCUGCAAGCGGUCCUUUGAGAAGCGGGACCGGCUCCGCAUCCACAUCCUCCACGUUCACGAGAAGCACCGGCCUCACAAGUGUUCUACGUGUGGGAAAUGUUUCUCUCAGUCUUCCAGCCUAAACAAGCACAUGAGAGUCCACUCUGGAGACAGACCCUACCAGUGUGUGUACUGUACAAAGAAGUUCACCGCCUCCAGCAUACUCCGCACGCACAUCAGGCAGCAUUCUGGGGAGAAGCCCUUCAAAUGCAAGCACUGCGGCAAAUCUUUCGCGUCCCACGCUGCCCACGACAGCCACGUGCGGCGCUCACACAAGGAGGACGAGGCCUGCUCUUGCAGCACCUGUGGGAAAACCUUCCCGGAUCAAGAAUCCUUGGACCCCCACGUGAAGGUCCAUGACGACUGCUAG
This is a messenger RNA of Pteropus alecto (black flying fox), 1728 nucleotides long. It is a transcript of the gene PRDM14, whose product is annotated as PR/SET domain 14. Gene Ontology annotation, molecular function: RNA polymerase II transcription regulatory region sequence-specific DNA binding; protein binding. The record is from RefSeq and is a predicted model, not a curated record. Gene Ontology annotation, cellular component: nucleus. Bases 1 to 1728 code for a protein of 575 amino acids. Lineage: Eukaryota; Metazoa; Chordata; Mammalia; Chiroptera; Pteropodidae. The transcript has 7 exons. Gene Ontology annotation, biological process: regulation of transcription by RNA polymerase II.